This is a messenger RNA of Tauraco erythrolophus (red-crested turaco), 495 nucleotides long. The record is from RefSeq and is a predicted model, not a curated record. Lineage: Eukaryota; Metazoa; Chordata; Aves; Musophagiformes; Musophagidae.
CUUGGAGCUGAACUAGGAGCCCGGGCUAUCAGCCACCUGGAAGAAGUUAGUGAUGAAGGUAUCAUGGCAAUGGCAAGAGCUAAGUGUGCUGCUGUACUUUUACCGACAACUGCCUACAUGCUAAGACUGAAGCAACCUCAAGCUAGAAAAAUGUUAGAAGAAGGAGUUAUAGUUGCUCUUGGCAGCGACUUUAAUCCUAAUGCAUACUGUUUUUCAAUGCCUAUGGUGAUGCAUCUGGCCUGUGUAAACAUGAAGAUGUCAAUGAGUGAAGCACUGGCUGCUGCCACCAUUAAUGCAGCUUAUGCUCUGGGAAAAUCGGACACACAUGGCUCCAUAGAGACUGGCAAGCAGGGGGAUCUUGUUAUCAUAAAUUCAUCAAGGUGGGAGCACUUGAUUUACCAGUUUGGGGGACAUGAAGCAUUGAUCGACUAUGUUAUAGUUAAAGGAAAAGUCAUUUAUCAAAACGAGAGGUGUGGGACAAUGAGCAGUUACUGA